Messenger RNA from Penicillium digitatum Pd1, 1365 nucleotides. Its product is annotated as glycoside hydrolase family 7 protein. The record is from RefSeq and is a predicted model, not a curated record. Gene Ontology annotation, biological process: carbohydrate metabolic process. NCBI's taxonomy places the organism in Eukaryota, Fungi, Ascomycota, Eurotiomycetes, Eurotiales, Aspergillaceae. Gene Ontology annotation, molecular function: hydrolase activity, hydrolyzing O-glycosyl compounds.
AUGUAUCAGCGCGCACUCCUUUUCUCCGCCCUGGCGGCGGCUGCCCAUGCCCAGCAGGUUGGCACAUUGAAAGCUGAGACCCAUCCCUCUUUGACAUGGCAAAAGUGCACUGCCAAGGGCAGUUGCACCGACCAGAAGGGUUCUGUUGUUAUUGAUUCCAACUGGCGUUGGCUUCACUCUGUCGAUGGUUCCACCAACUGCUACACUGGAAACCAGUGGGAUGCGAAUCUUUGCCCAGACGAUAAGACUUGCGCCACAAAAUGCGCUCUGGACGGCGCUGACUACGCCGGCACCUACGGUGUGACCACCGAUGGCAAUGCUCUCACGUUGGACUUUGUCACUGGCGCUAACGUUGGCUCUCGUCUGUUCCUGAUGGAGGACGAAAGUACCUACCAGAUUUUCAAGCUGAAGAACCAGGAGUUCACAUUCGACGUGGAUACCUCCCAGCUGCCUUGCGGACUCAAUGGAGCUCUGUACUUUGUUUCCAUGGACUCUGAUGGUGGCAUGGCUAAGUACGACGGCAACAAGGCAGGUGCCAAGUACGGAACUGGCUACUGUGAUUCUCAGUGCCCUCGUGAUCUGAAGUUCAUCAACGGACAGGCCAACGUGGAUGGCUGGGUACCUUCCAAGAAUGACAAGAAUAGCGGUGUCGGCGGCCACGGAUCUUGCUGCCCUGAAAUGGAUAUCUGGGAAGCCAACAGCAUUUCCAAUGCGUACACACCUCACCCUUGCGAGAGCCCCGAACAGACCAUGUGCGAGGGCGACAAUUGUGGCGGAACUUACUCCUCCACCCGCUACGCAGGAACCUGCGAUCCCGAUGGAUGUGACUACAAUCCCUUCCGCAUGGGCAACGAGACCUUCUUCGGCCCCGGCAAGACCGUUGACUCCAAGUCCAAGGUGACCGUGGUCACUCAGUUCAUCACUAGCGACGGCACCGACACCGGCACCCUCAGCGAGAUCAAGCGUGUCUACGUGCAGAACGGAAAGGUCAUUGCCAACUCUGCCUCGGAAGUCAGCGGUGUCACCGGAAACUCGAUCACCACGGACUUCUGCACAGCCCAGAAGAAAGCCUUCGGCGACGAUGAUAUCUUCGCUCAAAAGGGUGGUCUGGCUACCAUGGGCGAGGGUUUGGACCAGGGCAUGGUUUUAGUCAUGAGCUUGUGGGAUGACCACUAUGCUAAGAUGCUCUGGUUGGACGGCGAGGCCUACCCCACCUCUGCUUCUGCCUCCGAUCCUGGUGUUGCUCGCGGCACAUGCGACACAGCCUCCGGCGACCCAGCGACCGUUGAGAACGAGUCAGGCUCGGCCAAGGUGACCUACUCUAACAUCAAGGUCGGUCCCAUUGGCUCCACCUACGCUUCCUAA